This is a messenger RNA of Rotaria sp. Silwood2, 297 nucleotides long. Lineage: Eukaryota; Metazoa; Rotifera; Eurotatoria; Philodinida; Philodinidae. The record is from the annotation of a GenBank genome assembly.
AUGGCAAGCAUUUUCUCUCGAGUUCGUCUCUGUUUUAUUCGUCAUGGAGAAUCAGAAGCUAAUAUACAAACAAUUUAUAUAGGUGGUCAAACUGUUUCAUGUCCAUUAACUGAAAAAGGACAAGAACAAGCUUUUCUAUUAGGCAAACGUUUACAAUAUGAAAAUAUGAAAUUUGAUUAUUAUUUCUGUUCAACAGCUGUUCGAGCAAAACAAACAGCAGAUAUUGCUUUAGAAACAAUGAAUAUUGAUAAAUCAAAAUUAAUUCUAUCAACUGAACUUUUAGAACAAUCACAAUGA